Messenger RNA from Silurus meridionalis, 819 nucleotides. It is a transcript of the gene pdcd5, whose product is annotated as programmed cell death 5. Gene Ontology annotation, molecular function: DNA binding. The record is from RefSeq and is a predicted model, not a curated record. The transcript has 6 exons. Lineage: Eukaryota; Metazoa; Chordata; Actinopteri; Siluriformes; Siluridae. The coding region runs from base 131 to 520 and encodes 129 amino acids. Gene Ontology annotation, cellular component: nucleus; cytosol.
AGUGUUUGACUGCUCUGGGUGUGAUUACUUCAGCCUGGUUGGCUUCCACACCUUUCCAUAGCACUUGGGUUCAGAUUUGGGCCUUAAAUCUCUUGAAGCACUUCAGAUUAAAACUGCACUUCUGGAAAAAAUGGCUGAUGAGGAACUGGAGGCUAUUCGGAGGCAGAGGAUGGCAGAACUGCAGGCAAAACAGGGGGACUCAUCUGGUGAACAACAAGGACAACAGGAAGCCAAGCAGCGAGAAACCGAAAUGAGGAACACGAUACUGGCCCAGGUUUUGGAUCAAUCAGCUCGUGCAAGAUUGAGUAACUUGGCGCUGGUGAAACCUGACAAAGCAAAAGCAGUGGAGAAUUAUCUGAUACAAAUGGCUCGGUUCGGCCAGCUCGGCGGAAAGAUCUCAGAGUCUGGAUUAAUAGAAAUUCUUGAAAAAGUCAGUCAACAAACAGAGAAGAAAACAACCGUGAAGUUUAACAGGCGGCGAGUGAUGGACUCUGAUGAUGAUGAUGAUGAUGAUUAUUGAAGCUCCAGUCGGCGUGCUGGUGAGAGAUGACUGCGCUCCCCCCGAUCUCAAAUAGCGCCGGUGUCUAAAGAGAGGUCCGAUCUAUGGAGAACAGCGUCCUGGAGGGGAAAGACGACUCCUAUACUUUUGGACAAAUAUUGUGGAUUUUUCACUAGUAGUUUUUUCCCACAAAUAUUUACAGUGUAAUUUUCUACGGACCGCUUUGGCAUCGAAACAGAUCAGGCCUCAGUAUCAUCUCUUAAUCCAUGUAUCCAGCAUUCAACUGUUUACAUAAUAAAAAAAAGCCUUAUAUAAAACUA